AUGGAUAUCUAUCGCCUCAAUAUUUCUCACUAUUUCCUCCUUCUGUUCUGCUUAUUUGGUAAUAUCGGACUUGCAAGCACUAAUGUGAAGUCAAUAUGCAUCGAGGAAGAAAGGCAAGCACUUGUGAGCUUUAAACAAGAUCUGAAGGAUCCGUCUGGUAGGCUUUCUUCUUGGGUAGGUCAUGACUGCUGCCAGUGGGAAGGGAUUUCAUGCAACAACCGCACCGGUCAUGUUGCCAAGAUGGAUCUCCGCAGUUCGUAUCCAUAUCCCCGACAGCCGGAUGAGGAGUGGGGCUCUUCUUUGGGGGGUAAGAUAAAUCCUUCUUUGCUUAGCUUGAAACACUUAUAUUACCUGGAUUUAAGUUUGAAUAAUUUUCAAGGGAUCCCCAUUCCUAAGUUCUUUGGGGAACUUAAAAGUCUUAGGUAUCUUAAUAUCUCAUUUGCAUGGUUUGGGGGAGAGAUUCCCCCUUCUCUUGGUAACUUGUCAAACUUGAACUAUCUUGACCUCUCUUCCUCUUAUUAUGUUUCCAAAAACUUGAAUUGGCUCUCUCAUCUCUCUUCCCUAAAAUACCUCAAUCUCAAUAGAGUGAAUCUUAGCAGCACUACAGGAGUUACAAAUUGGAUGCACCAUUUUAACAUGCUUCCUUCCUUACUGGAGUUACACUUAUCUGGUUGCGGGAUAGAAAGUCUUCCACUCUCACUAGGGAGGAUUAACUUCACCUCACUUUCGGUCCUUGAUAUGUCACAAAAUGAUUUCAACACUUCCUCAUUUCCCAGCUGGCUUUUCAAUCUUACUAGCCUCAGAAAACUUGAUCUACAAUGGAAUUCCUUCAAUAGUCCUCUUCCAACAGAACUUGCAAGCCUCAAAUUUCUAGAAUACCUAGAUUUGUCUAAUUCAGGCGUCAAAGGUCAAAUUGCCAGAGUCAGUGGAAACUUGUGCAAGCUAAAGGUGUUACGUCUUGGGGGGAACGAUUUUCAUGGUGAGGGAAUGGAAGAGUUUUGGAGGGCUUUGUCAAAUUGUCCAAAUAAUACAAUAUUGGAGUUAGAUUUGUCUGGUUGUGGACUGGAAAGCGAAUUGGCGGCCGAGUUAGGAAUGUUAACAAAUUUGCAAUUUCUUUACCUCAGCAGCAACAAGUUGUGGGGAUCAAUUCCAGAAUCUAUUGGAAGCUUAUUGUCCUUGAAAUACUUGGACCUCUCUGAUAAUCAUAUGAACGGGUCUAUUCCAGAAGGUCUGGGAAAACUCUCUGAGCUAGAAGUACUAGAUCUAGGUGAGAAUUCAUGGGAAGGCGUUCUAACGGAAGCCCAUUUCAUAAAUCUCACAAGAUUAAAAGCUAUUUCCAUAUUCAACUAUGAUCCCAUUUCCCUCAUUUUCAACAUCACUUAUGAUUGGGUUCCUCCUUUUAAGCUCCGUUCGAUUGACAUUAGACAUUGCAAAGUUGGACCUGCUUUUGGGGUAUGGCUUCAAUCUCAGACUGAACUACAAAUUAUCACCCUGAGUAGCACUGAAAUAUCAGAUUCUAUACCAGAGGAAUGGUUGUUGAAGCUAUCUUCCCAACUCACAUACCUGAAUUUAUCUCACAACCAAUUCCGAGGAAGGCUUCCAUCAAUUGAAUUGAGAUUUCCGUAUUUGCAUUCUAUAAGUUUGGAUCAUAAUAAAUUUGAGGGACCACUCCCACUUUGGUCCACUAAUGCCACCAUCCUUGAUCUCGAAAAUAAUUUAUUUUCAGGGCCAAUUCCCUCGAAUUUGGACAAGCUGAUGCCCCAAUUGCAAGAACUAUAUCUUUCAGAGAAUCAUUUAAAUGGUACUAUUCCACCUUGUAUUUGCAACAUGCAUGACUUUGCAGUUCUUUCCGUCAGGAGCAAUCAUUUUUCUGGAGAAUUCCUAAAUGCAUGCAGUCCGAAGAGCGUCAUAAGCAUUGUAGAUGUUGCCUACAACAAUCUUUCUGGUAAUAUGCCCAGUUCAUUAGGGGAGUUAAGUAAUCUUCAAAUAUUAAUGUUGAACAACAACAAUUUUGGCGGUAAGAUUCCCAAUUCAUUGCAAAAUUGCCCUAUUUUGAAGAGUAUCGAUCUUGGAGGCAACAAGUUAUCUGGGAACAUACCUUCUUGGAUAGGAGGAUCAAAUGGAUCCAUGUUGUACAUGCUACAAUUGCGAAACAACUUUUUCAGUGGACAUAUUCCUCGACAAUUAUGCAAUCUUGGCUACCUUCGCAUCCUCGACCUUAGCCACAACAACUUUUCAGGAACUAUUCCCAAUUGUUUGAAUAAUUUGACUUCUCUUCUGCUUAAUGUUUCCGUUACUCCCCCUCGUUUCUAUACUCAACAAGCCACGUUGACAUUAAAAGGACAACAACUUGUAUAUAACACGACUCUACUGCUGGUAAAGAGCAUUGAUCUUUCAUCAAAUAAUUUACAAGGUGAAAUUCCUCAAGAGAUAAGUAGCCUCAUUCUAUUGGGUACUCUGAACUUGUCGAUGAAUCAAUUCACUGGUAAGAUCCCCACCAAGAUUGGAAAUAUGUAUUGGCUUGAAACUCUUGAUUUCUCACACAACCAUCUUUCAGGACAGAUUCCUCAAACCCUUUCAUCUUUAACAUUUUUGUCCCACUUGAAUUUGUCUUAUAACAACUUGGUGGGACGAAUUCCUUGGGGCAACCAACUUCAAACGCUCACAGAUUCAUCCAUUUAUGUCGGCAAUCCGUCACUCUGUGGGUUUCCUCUUUCAACUAAGUGCCCUGGAGAUAACACUUUUACUACUACAGAUGCAAAACACAUCAAUGAUGAUGGAAAUGAUGAGUUGUGGUUCUAUGUGAGCAUGGUACUUGGCUUUCUCGUAGGCUUUUGGAGUGUUUGCGGCACAUUAAUUGUGAAGAAAUCAUGGAGGUAUGCUUAUUUUCGAUUAUUUGAUGACAUCAAAAAUAAGGUAACAGUAGCAAUUGUGGCUCUUUAA
Messenger RNA from Prunus persica (peach), 2943 nucleotides. Its product is annotated as receptor-like protein 12. Bases 1 to 2943 code for a protein of 980 amino acids. NCBI's taxonomy places the organism in Eukaryota, Viridiplantae, Streptophyta, Magnoliopsida, Rosales, Rosaceae. The transcript has a single exon. Gene Ontology annotation, molecular function: protein binding. The record is from RefSeq and is a predicted model, not a curated record.